Olea europaea var. sylvestris is the source of this 2128-nucleotide messenger RNA. Its product is annotated as V-type proton ATPase subunit B2. The transcript is spliced from 15 exons. The coding region runs from base 179 to 1645 and encodes 488 amino acids. Gene Ontology annotation, biological process: proton transmembrane transport; ATP metabolic process. Gene Ontology annotation, molecular function: ATP binding; proton-transporting ATPase activity, rotational mechanism. Lineage: Eukaryota; Viridiplantae; Streptophyta; Magnoliopsida; Lamiales; Oleaceae. The record is from RefSeq and is a predicted model, not a curated record. Gene Ontology annotation, cellular component: proton-transporting V-type ATPase, V1 domain.
UAACCUGGCAAUGAAGGCAUGGCACGAGGGAAGGGACAAUUAUGUCCUCGAAACGAAACAAAUACAUAUAUACGUAUGCACGACCAGAUCUUCAUUUUGCUUCCCUGACGAAUUCUUGUUCUCUCCCUUGCUAUCUCGUUUAUCUCUGUUCGAGAUUUCAACACCACAGGGAUAAAUUAUGGGCGUGGCUCAAAACAACGUUGACAUGGAGGAAGGAACUCUUGAAAUUGGGAUGGAAUAUAGAACUGUCUCUGGAGUUGCCGGACCAUUGGUUAUCCUGGAAAAAGUUAAGGGACCCAAAUAUCAGGAGAUUGUUAAUAUUCGCUUAGGAGAUGGAACAACACGACGUGGACAAGUCUUGGAAGUAGAUGGUGAGAAGGCUGUUGUUCAGGUUUUUGAAGGAACAUCUGGAAUUGACAACAAAUAUACAACUGUCCAGUUUACAGGAGAGGUUUUAAAAACUCCUGUCUCAUUGGAUAUGCUUGGUCGUAUAUUCAAUGGCUCCGGGAAACCUAUUGACAAUGGUCCUCCAAUUUUGCCUGAGGCUUACUUGGAUAUUUCUGGGAGUUCCAUUAAUCCUAGUGAGAGAACCUAUCCUGAAGAAAUGAUACAGACAGGAAUUUCAACAAUUGAUGUCAUGAAUUCAAUUGCCAGAGGACAGAAAAUUCCUCUCUUUUCUGCAGCUGGUCUUCCCCAUAAUGAAAUCGCCGCCCAGAUCUGUCGUCAGGCUGGUUUAGUGAAGCGGUUGGAGAAAUCUGAUAAUCUCCUUGAGGAUCAGGAAGACGACAAUUUUGCCAUUGUUUUUGCAGCUAUGGGGGUUAACAUGGAGACAGCACAGUUCUUCAAACGUGAUUUCGAGGAAAAUGGAUCCAUGGAGAGAGUGACUCUUUUCUUGAACCUGGCCAAUGACCCGACAAUAGAACGCAUCAUUACUCCCCGCAUUGCCCUCACAACUGCAGAAUAUUUAGCAUAUGAAUGUGGGAAGCAUGUUCUUGUCAUAUUGACAGAUAUGAGUUCUUAUGCUGAUGCUCUUCGUGAGGUGUCUGCUGCACGAGAAGAAGUGCCUGGGAGGCGUGGGUAUCCUGGUUAUAUGUAUACUGAUCUGGCAACAAUCUAUGAGCGAGCUGGACGUAUUGAAGGAAGAAAGGGAUCCAUAACACAAAUUCCUAUCUUGACCAUGCCCAAUGAUGAUAUUACUCAUCCAACCCCGGAUCUUACUGGUUAUAUCACUGAAGGACAGAUUUAUAUUGACAGACAGCUUCAUAAUCGGCAGAUAUAUCCUCCAAUUAAUGUGCUUCCAUCCUUGUCUCGUUUGAUGAAAAGUGCUAUUGGUGAGGGCAUGACUCGCCGGGAUCACUCGGAUGUGUCUAAUCAGCUAUAUGCAAACUAUGCAAUCGGAAAGGAUGUCCAGGCAAUGAAAGCUGUAGUUGGAGAAGAAGCACUUUCUUCAGAGGAUCUGCUAUAUCUCGAGUUCCUUGAUAAAUUCGAAAGGAAGUUUGUAGCUCAAGGUGCUUAUGACACCCGCAACAUCUUCCAGUCACUUGAUUUAGCAUGGACACUCCUUCGGAUCUUCCCGCGGGAGCUUCUUCAUCGUAUUCCAGCAAAGACGCUCGACCAGUACUACAGCCGGGAUGCAGCCAAUUGAUUGGAAGAGACCAGCUCUUUGUACUGUAGUUUUCUGGUCAGUUGCCUUGGUGUGCACAUUUUUGUGAUAUGUUCUAUGAUGUGUGUUUCUUUAGAUUGUGCAUCUCCUCAAUCCGCUUGAAAAAUAAAAGUUCUCGAUUAGCCCCUUGAAGCCAAGGCUUUCAGCAGCUUAAGAUGCGUAUUCUUUGGGUGGUAACCUAUUCAAUUAUGGCAAAUACACUUCAACAUUCUGUCUCAAAUUAAGUCUUUGAAGCACUAAUACCUUCUAGGAUUUAUUAAACCCUCUGUCGUAUAUUUAUGUUAUUGGAAACGGGACUUGUAGUUUCUGAGUUUGAUGGGCUUUUUUGGAGAAUUCUUUAUUGCUGGACAUUUUUACUCAGAGCUGCCUUUAUGUCUCAAGCUUGUGGUGUAUAUUUUAGACUUGGUGUGGGUAUUCCCAUUGAAAUUAGUCGUUUGCAUGCAAUUAAAUUUUCGAUUUUACUUU